Molecule: messenger RNA, 1077 nt
Organism: Balearica regulorum gibbericeps (East African grey crowned-crane)
Lineage: Eukaryota; Metazoa; Chordata; Aves; Gruiformes; Gruidae
Source: RefSeq, a predicted model, not a curated record
GGGAACGGACCCCCUCUGGUUGCAGGUGCCUUCUGCAUUCCCUUGUACGUGCCCUAUGUGCUGACGGGGAGAUGGAUCUUCGGGAGAAGCCUCUGCAAACUCUGGCUGGUAGUUGAUUACCUGCUCUGCACCUCUUCUGUCUUCAACAUCGUAUUGAUUAGCUAUGACAGAUUCCUCUCGGUGACAAGAGCGGUCGCCUACAGAGCCCAGCAAGGCAACACCAAGCGAGCAGUGCUGAAGAUGGUGAUGGUAUGGGUAUUAGCGUUCCUGCUUUAUGGACCUGCCAUUAUCAGCUGGGAGUAUAUCUCAGGCCAGAGUAUCAUACCCACUGGGGAAUGCUAUGCUGAAUUUUUCUACAACUGGUAUUUUCUCAUGACAGCCUCUACACUGGAGUUUUUCACCCCUUUCAUCAGUGUAAUGUUUUUCAACCUGAGCAUUUACCUGAACAUACAGAAGCGUACCAAAAUACGCCUGGAUGUUUUCCAUGAAGCGCACAACCAGUCCUUCACUGAAGAGAUGGAAAUGAGCCCAGAAGCAAAGCUUUCUUUGAAAUGCUGUAAGUGGGAGCAGAAGGAGCCAGCUGAAACCCUCGACCUCUCUGAGAGCAAAGCUGAAGCAGCAGCCUCCACUGCCAGCCUGGGUGCCAAAGACCUGCUGUCAACAAGCUCGAAGAGCUCCGGGAAACCCAAGUGUUGCGACAAAAAGAGAUGCAAAAAUUCAGCAUCCACUCCGUCCCUAGAGAAACGGAUGAAGAUAGUGUCCCAGAGCAUGACUCAACGCUUCAGGCUCUCUAGGGACAAGAAAGUGGCUAAAUCACUGGCAAUCAUCGUGGGCAUUUUUGGGAUUUGCUGGGCACCAUAUACUCUCCUGAUGAUCAUCCGCGCUGGCUGCCAUGGCCACUGCAUCUCUGACUACUGGUACGAGACUUCCUUUUGGCUGCUGUGGAUCAACUCGGCCAUCAACCCCGUCCUCUACCCUCUCUGCCACUACAGCUUCAGAAGAGCUUUUAUUAAACUCCUCUGUCCCAAGAAGCUAAAGAUUCAACCUCACGAUCCCCUUCAGAACUGCUGGAAGUGA